This is a messenger RNA of Mastomys coucha (southern multimammate mouse), 878 nucleotides long. RefSeq names its product nucleophosmin/nucleoplasmin 3 (gene Npm3). Gene Ontology annotation, cellular component: nucleoplasm; cytoplasm; nucleolus. Gene Ontology annotation, biological process: chromatin remodeling. The coding region runs from base 36 to 560 and encodes 174 amino acids. Gene Ontology annotation, molecular function: RNA binding; histone binding; chromatin binding. The record is from RefSeq and is a predicted model, not a curated record. Lineage: Eukaryota; Metazoa; Chordata; Mammalia; Rodentia; Muridae. The transcript is spliced from 6 exons.
UUGCGUGGGGGCGGGGCUCGCACGGCCGUUUCAGCAUGGCGGCCGGCGCAGCGGCUGCUUUGGCGUUCCUACAGCAGGAGAGCCGAGCCCGGGCUGCGGGCGUCGCGGGCCUCAGGGUCCCGGCUCCCGUCACGAUGGAUAGUUUCUUCUUCGGUUGUGAGCUCUCCGGCCACACCCGCUCCUUUACUUUCAAGGUUGAGGAAGAGGAUGAUACGGAACACGUGCUGGCUUUGAACACGCUGUGCCUUACCGAGGGGGCCAAGGACGAGUGUAACGUGGUGGAAGUCGUGGCCCGGGAUCACGACCAUCGGGAGAUUGCAGUUCCUGUGGCCAACCUCAGGUUAUCUUGCCAGCCCAUGCUCAGUCUAGAUGAUUUCCAGCUCCAACCACCGGUAACCUUCCGCCUGAAGUCCGGUUCAGGUCCUGUUCGGAUCACUGGUCGGCAUCAGAUCGUUUGUAUAAACAACGAUCUUUCUGAAGAAGAAAGUGAGGAUGAAAGCGAAGAAGAAAUUAAGCUGUGUGGCAUCCUUCCUGCCAAAAAGCAUAGGGCCAGGCCCUAGCCCUCUGGUCGGGUAGCUGCUUGCUAAGGGUGCCAUGCUCCAUAUGUUCCUGGACAAGUUCAAGAAUGGUUUUCUCGCUGAAGAGAAUAGAGGGCGGGAGGGAAGGGCUUGGGCUGGUGCUAAGAGAGUGGUCAUUGCCCAAGGCGUCCUGUGCUUCCCUUUUCUGUCGGGGUGGGACGACCUUUGAACACCUCCUGACCCACCUACCCAGAUUCAGCCCCCAGCACUGAAAAAGACAAAAAAAAGUUCAGAACACAUUUUUAACAUUUUACAUUUUUAGAUAAAUAUCUAAAUAAAGUGGUGUGUGGUUGUUUUGCA